CAGUUUCUAUUGAACAGAAUAACAUUUCCGAAUUGUUUUUUUGCUUUUUAAUUUUUAUUGAAUUUACCAAUUUUAUACGAGCAAACAAUGGUGUCCUUUGGCUGUGUGGCAAAACUUUUACGCGGCUUCGAGUGCAGCGCCAAUACUUGGGUCAAGGCAGUAAAUCCCGGGUGGUACGAGGCGCGCGCGAUUCCAAAGACCAUGCUGAUCGAGAAAGUGCGACAGGUGGCCCAGACGACCAGGGCGAUUCGCCAGCGACCCCAAACCGCUGAGGCGCCAAAAAAAAGCACCAAUCCAAGGCGCCAGCCUUAUCUCUAGUUUCAAAAAGAGAUAUGUAUUUAUAACUAAUAUGUUCUAAUUGAUUUAAGUGUUUUUCCCCCGAUGCAGAUUCAGAGUGUAGAGUUGCCACGCAACAGUUAUCGAUUUCGGCAUCUUUGCUCCGGCGACGCGCGGUCACACCGAGUCGGUGCCGAGUUUUUGCUUCGCGAGCAGGUGGUGUUGUCCAAUCAGAAUCGCCGUCGACGGCACGAAAAAAAAUUCCAAUAGAAUAGCCGAGGGCGAUUAUUUAUGUGUGUUAAUGUUAAAUGUUAAAUGCAAAAUUACGCGUCGCUCGCUUCGCCCACGCGAAUCCGAUUGUUCAGUGCAAACACCCAAGUGAAUAUAAUAUGUAAGGCAGAGGCACGAAGCCAGCAACAAAGCGCCAGUGAUAAGCGCAAUAAUAUAAAUAUAAUAUAGUAUAAAUUCAACGUGAAAAGAAAUCUCGCCAGCCAAAGAAAAGCAAAAAGCAGAGGCAGCAACUCGGCGACAAAUGGAAAUAAAGUAAAAUUAAGGAGAGAGGAGAGAUAGAAAUCGUAAUGUGUAAGCGGGACCAGAGCGUAUGAAAAAAAAAACAAAGAAAAAACGUCGGAGCCAAGAUUAAAUAAAUUUACAAGUGUGUUUUGUA
Messenger RNA from Drosophila rhopaloa, 943 nucleotides. RefSeq lists its product as uncharacterized. Lineage: Eukaryota; Metazoa; Arthropoda; Insecta; Diptera; Drosophilidae. The transcript has 3 exons. Bases 88 to 318 code for a protein of 76 amino acids. The record is from RefSeq and is a predicted model, not a curated record.